CAUGAGCGUCCCGGGUAGCUUCCGUCUCCCCAAGUUCUGCAGAAAGACGCUGCCUUUCGCCCCCGGGAGCGCGGCGGAAGGGCCGCUAUGAGUAGCAGCCAGCAACGCCCCCGUCUCGAGCAACGCGAUUUACAGGUAGAUAAUGGCAAGCUCCCAAAGAUCUCUUGUGUUCCAAAAUGGAAAGAUAUCACUUUCCAGCCAAUUCCAAAAGAAAGAAAAUUGCCAUUCCUGACACCUGACCAUAAAUUCCUGGAUCAUAAAGGAAAAUUAUUUAAAAGUCAACCGUUUAUGGAUAGCUGGAAAAAUGCAUGUUUAAAGACAAAAAGAAUUAAACAAGCAGAGUAUGUUUCUGCAUAUGACUUGAGUGAUUCCAAUGAAAAUACUGCAAUGGCGUGUCUUUCUCAGAGUAUGGAGAAAUAUCCUACAAUACCAAAUCCCCUUCCUGUUAUACAAAAGACACAAAGUUGUGCUAAACAAUUUCCAAACAGCUCUGAUAGUAAUGAAGAUUCCAGAUUGCCACCUUUAUAUUUGCUUUUUGAAGGCUACUACAAAAGCAGGGGUGACAUUGCCAUGGAAAGCCCAAACAAAAAAGAGGUGCCUCGGAUACCAGCACCUCUGAAGAAUUCUGAACCACACUGUCAAGCUGGAGAGUUGGGUGUUGUGAGGUUGAAAAAACACAAUCAGUGUUCCAGACUGGCUUCAUUUCCAGGAAGGCCCAAGUACAGAACUGAUUACCAAUUUGCUGAUCCUGUCAAUGGAGCCCCAUCUCAGUUCCUUCAGAGGCUUGCUGAUUUAGCUGCUCUUGAAUGCACAACAAUUCAUGAAGAGAAAACCAGAAAAAUAAGGAAGACCAAGAAACAAGAGGCAUAGAUCUCUAUCAUGCAAGGAGCAGGCUCCUUUGCAAUUAGAUGUUUUUGUUUGAUUUCCUUUAACAUAUAGUGUUGUCAGUGAAUCACAGUUAAAGAAAAAAUUGAUGCUUAAUAAAUGUAUUGUCAAU
Protobothrops mucrosquamatus (brown spotted pit viper) is the source of this 997-nucleotide messenger RNA. RefSeq names its product chromosome unknown C8orf89 homolog (gene CUNH8orf89). The transcript has 8 exons. The coding region runs from base 88 to 870 and encodes 260 amino acids. The record is from RefSeq and is a predicted model, not a curated record. Lineage: Eukaryota; Metazoa; Chordata; Lepidosauria; Squamata; Viperidae.